AUGCGUCGGCCUACGAAAUACUACAGUCUCACCAGGCCGAAACUCAGGCAAUCAUGGAACAAGUAUAACUUGUUUAAUAUUGCCCGUGCGACCGGCCGCGAGCCACCAGUCAAGGGUCGAGCGACAUUCUUCCAGCAGAAGUGGGCAGCCAAGUCCAAAACCCGAGGUUACCACGGCGAGCACGUAUCCGAGAAGAAGUGGGUGCGGCUGUUUUCACGACGACUUCUAUCCGCUGUCGAUCUUCCUCCCAAGUAUCUUGCCGCCAACGAUGGUUCUGAGCAAGCUGCUGGUCGUGGUUCUGGCUUGUCGACAUCCAAUGUGACCGCCGAGUCCUACUCCCAAGUCCCCAAGGGCACCGAUGCAGUCCGCCCUCCCUCUCAUCCGGCUCAGCGAAGUCGUGGUUUCGGCGAUGUGAACGAGAUGCUGUCUGAGCACUUCCAGGAUAUGACACCCUAUAUGCAAAUGACGUUUGCGCCCCUGGAGCGAAGAUUGGACACGGCAGUGUUCCGCGCCAUGUUCGCCAGCAGUGUACGACAAGCUCGUCAAUUUGUCAUCCACGGCGCUGUCAAGGUCAACGGCAAAAAGAUGGUUCACCCUUCGUACGCAUUGAACCCUGGCGACAUGUUCCAGGUUGAUAUUGAAAAGGUCUUGUACGGAACCGGAGAGCAAAAGAAGCCCAACGCGAAACAGGAAAGUCGCGACAAGGAGUUGCUUGACAAGCAAGAAGAGGCUGUCAGGCAACAAGGUCUCAAGAAGCGUUCAAAGAUUCUCGACGCUGUGGCCGCCAAGGAGGGAGAAGCGGCAGGAGCCAAGCUUGGAAAGGGCUCGCUCAAACGUGUCGAGCGUGAGGUACAAUUGCAUCGUAUCAAGAAUCUCCGCGUAACAGCUCGAGAGAUUCUAAAGGGCGACAUGAGGCAGCUAUCGGCCAAGCAGAAGAAGGACUUGCGACUAUUCCGAGAUACUGCCCAGCGUUUGUUGUCUCUCCGCGAAGACCGUGAGCUUGACGCAUAUGAGCUCAUUAACCAGAUCCAGUCUCAGAUCCAGAAGCUUAGUACCGUGGAUGCUUUCCGCAAGGCCGACCCAACUCCUGCCGAGGCAUCAAGUGAGGGAGAGUCUUCAGCUGAUGAUAAGGCUACCAAGAAGAACGAGGUCCAGGUCAAACGGUCGGAAUUCAAGAACCAAGUCCUCGAGAGAGGUUUGGAAGGUAUCACAAAUAGGGAAGAUCGGGAUCGGGCCAGGAACAUCCUGGCCACCCAUGAUCUGACCAACGAGGAAAUUCGCAAACUUGUCUAUAUUCUCAAGAACGACGCCGAGAACCCCAUCGACCACUCGAAACCUUACGUUACCCCCUGGCGCCCUCGCCCAUUCAUGACUGCCUUUGCAUUCAUCCCUCGCUAUCUCGAAGUCAACCCCUAUAUCUGCGCUGCAGUUUACCUCCGUCACCCCGUGGCACGAAAGGGAAUGGCCGAGGUUCCCACACCUUUCAGCUACUUGACCAACCAAUUGGCUCAUAACUGGUACUUGGGACGAGGUUAA
Molecule: messenger RNA, 1536 nt
Organism: Fusarium pseudograminearum CS3096
Lineage: Eukaryota; Fungi; Ascomycota; Sordariomycetes; Hypocreales; Nectriaceae
Exons: 3
Coding region: 1-1536 (511 amino acids)
Biological process (GO): positive regulation of translational fidelity
Cellular component (GO): mitochondrial small ribosomal subunit
Molecular function (GO): structural constituent of ribosome; rRNA binding
Source: RefSeq, a predicted model, not a curated record